UGUGGUUUGUUUAAAGGAUCGCUUGUUUUCAUGAUUUUAAGAGAUACAAUCAGGGAAUAAUCUCUAUGUGUAGGAUACAAAACCGCAAACUUAAGACAAGCCAAAAGGUUUUUUUUAUAUGGAAAUGAAUAAUGAAGGCUGUAUCUCAUUAAACAUGGUGAAUGGUAAAUAAAGCCUUUCUUGAAUAAUAUUUGCAAUCACACGUUGAUGUACAAAUCAGUUUAUUUCUAGGGGUUUUUGUGAUGGCAGACAAUUUUGUAUUCCUGUGAGCUUCAGAACCGCGACAGUUUAAUUACAUAGGAAGUGAUGGGUAUUUAUAUUAAUUGAGUUUUUAUUUCAAGGAAGCGGUGAUAUCACAAUAAUAUUGUCUGUAUUUACGAUACUUUGUUGGUAUACAUUUACAAUGCCAGUGAAAAGUAAAGUCUGUGUAAACAAGAAUAAUUUAAGCGUGUUUAACAUUAAUUAAAGGAAAGAUAAUAUUCUAAAAGGAAUAUACAUGUGAACAAAAUAUGAGUUUGUUAAAGAAGUCACGUAAUGGAAUGAGAGGUUACAGAUAUGGACAUGUUGGGAAAGGGUCGUUACAUGGCUCAGGUAGAAUGACGAUAAGAGAACAGCCUAAUGAGAAUGAUUGGCUACCAGAUGACCCUCGUCAAAAUGAAAAUGGUGACGCUAUAUUGCAACCGAAAAGUAAAAGAUCCGCCUCUAGACUCACUUUUGAAAAAGUUGGUGGUCAUCACAGAACGUUGUCAUCACUGGAGGAAGACUUCAUUUAUGCUGCUGAGUUUGGAGAUAUACCCACAGUCCAACGAAUUCUAGACGAGAAUCCCGCCCUAAACGUUGACUUUAGUGAUAUACUGGGUCGAACACCGUUACGUCUUGCCGUUGGAAACGAACACUUAGAGGUUGUGGAACUACUUUUAGACAGGAGUAAUCUUGCAAAUAUAUAUGAGGCAUUGCUACAGGCCAUUAGCUCUGGACACGAACAAAUUGCAGAAUCAAUAUUAAAACAUCCAAAAUACCAGGGAAUGAAAAAGGAGCAUAAACACUUUGGUGAAACUGACCAUUUUUUUAACACGGCCAGUGAAGAUUCGCCAUUUUCAUCAGACAUUACGCCGUUAAUUCUCGCUGCGGAGCGCAAUCAGUUUGAAAUCGUGCAGCUCUUAUUACUGCGCGGUGAGACAAUACGAAAACCCCACCAUUAUUAUUGUAAUUGCCAAGAAUGCAGCAAUAAGUUAGAGUUUGACCAACUCAGACUGGCUAAAACUAGACUCAAUGCCUACAGGGGACUUUGCAGUGGAGCAUAUAUAUCACUGUCUAGUAAGGAUCCUAUAUUAACAGCUUUUGAACUUGCGAAGGAGCUCAGAGGUGUGGCUAAAGUGGAGAAAUACUAUAAGACAGAGUAUUUGGAGCUCGCCGACCAGCUUAGCGUGUAUGUUGUGAAGCUGUUAGACAAGGUAAGGGGUCAUGAUGAACUUGAGAUCCUGAUUAACAAGACAGGUCGGGACAGCGAGAUUGAAACGUACGAGAGACUUGCCAGACUUAAACUAGCUAUCCAGUAUAGCGAGAAAAAGUUUGUUGCUCACUCAAGUUGUCAGCAGAAGUUAGUCAGUAUAUGGUACUCGGAUUUGCGGGCGUUAGAGAGAUCAAAUUGGUUCUUCCGUUCAAUGUUGGUUUUCUUCAUCACAUUUGGUUAUCCUUUCAUGUGCAUCUUAUAUCUUCUAGCACCGAGGUCAAAGAUCGGACAUUUUCUCCGUUAUCCGUGCAUUAAGUUUAUAGGACACACGAUGUCCUUUGUUGUGUUCCUAGUCAUGUUACUUUUCUCUAGUAUGAUGGAAGACCCGUCUGGACUCGCUUCUCUAUCUAACUUCACUGAACAAUUCAAGCAUUAUGGCGUGUUUCGUAACAGGUCACCUUAUGUUCUUCAUGGAAACCAGACUCUGCCUCCUAACUUCAAACUGCGGUCAUUCACACCACAGACUAUAAAUAUUAUAUUAUCAAUAUGGAUAAUUGGAAUGUUAUGGCAGGAACUGAAGCAGGUAUAUUCUGAAGGAAUAUACAAUUACUUUGAAGCCCUCUACAAUUAUCUCGACUUUGCCGUCCUUACUCUUUACAUUACAUCUUUUACUCUUAGAUUUCUGACAUUAAUCAAGGUACAACACGCUUUGGAGUUUUUCAAACUUGACAGUAAUUGGGAGAAACUUCAAAACAUGACCGCACAAGCCGAAGAAGAGUUUUAUUGGCUCAUAGCAGAUCGGCUAUACUGGGACUCAUGGGACCCUCACAAUAUUGCCGAGGCAAUAUUUGCCGUUGCUAAUGUGAUAAGUUUCAGCCGGCUGUCGUAUAUUUUACCUGCACAUGAGCUAUUUGGACCAAUGCAGAUAUCUGUAGCUCAGAUGAUAACAGACUUUUUGAAGUUUUUGGCCGUGUUCUCUGUAUUUUUUGUUGCGUUUAUGGUCGGAUUGCACAAUUUAUAUUGGUACUACCCGAAAGAGGUGAGAAAUCAGGUUGAACUUGUACAAAAUGAUAUAACCACUACAGCCGAGGAACAUUUUGGCAUACCACACAUAACAUUUCGGACAGUCUUCUGGUCAUUAUUUGGUCGUGGGGAGCCGACGGCGGUUGAAGUUGAACCUUUUGGUCAUAAGACCACGGAGACCGUGGGUUAUUGGAUUUUUGGAGCCUAUAAUUUCUGUACAGUAAUAGUAUUGCUUAACAUGCUGAUUGCCAUGAUGUCAAGGUCGUUCGAACUUAUUCAGGGCCAAGCCGACACAGAAUGGAAAUUUGCCCGAAGUAAGCUUUAUAUGGAAUAUAUUAAAGACGAAUCUACUUUGCCAAUUCCUUUCAACAUUAUUCCAUCGCCAAAAACAGUUUUCUACAUCUUGAAGACAGUAUUCGGAUGUUUUUGUUGUUGUACGGGAGAUGAGGGUCAACAAACUAUAGCUCAUCCUGGCAGAGUUGUCGACUUAGAAAUGUUCCCGCCGUCUACCGUUGGAGGACAGGUGACCCCGGCUGCUCGGACAAAUGCCCAGAUAUCCUGGGGCACUAGGGAAAACCAUGGUGGACCGGGAAUCAAACAUUUUCAAGAAAAAAUGCAGACGUCAAACGGAUUUGUUAGGAAUGAUUCCGACCCAAACAUAUUUUCAGACAAACUGACAUACAAGCGAGUCAUGAAGAGAAUAGUGAAGCGAUAUAUAUUUGAUGUCCAGAGAGAAAAUGACGCAAAUGACGACUUUGACGAGAUUAAACAGGACAUCAGUAGCUUCAGAUACGAGAUGCUGAAUCAUAUAGCAGUCCGCCAGCUAGAGACAACCGACAACAAAGAACGCCUUGAGAAACUUUAUGCUAAGAUGGACACUAUAGUUAACCAACAAAAACUGGUUCUGAAACUAUCAGGAUUUAGACCUUUAGCAUUCGAUGAAAACUCCGACAAUGAUUCAGGAUCAACAUUUUCCCAGUCGAUAUCUGUUCAUUCUGAGGAUGAUAACAUGCAGGGAAUGAAAAAGCGAUUAGGUUCACCGACAUCUAGUCUACAAAACAUACCAGAAGAAAACAAGAUGGCUGGUGUUUCAUCUCGAAGUAAAAACAAAAUUAACGUAAACCAGUCAGUUAAAUCUAGAGAUGAUAUUGUUUUCAAACGACAAUCUAGUUUUGACCGUGAAACGUUUGACAGUGAAGAUUCUACUGUUACAUUAACGUCUCUAGAACGUGCAGACACCAACGUGCAAGAAAAUGAUAAUGUGAUAAGUGAUAGAGACAUUGAUGUUGAAGUUGAAGUUAAAAGUCCGACACCGUUUGGUGUGUUUAGACGAGAAAAUAAAUUAUGAUAGGCUAUGAUUGUAACUGUAAAAUGUGAUAUUUUGUUAACAAUUUUAAUUCUUACGUGCUCAUGGUGAGCUGUUGUGAUCACCCUCUGUCGAUUCUCAUCUAUUUCUUUACUGAAACCGAUUACUAAAUAUCGCAGGACCAAAACGAAUUAUUAAAUUGUAAAAAGUUUGCAUUAAGUAGGUCAUAAAAAUAUUUGUGAAAGAUGCAUAUUUCAAAACUCUCAUUUAGAAUUUAUAAUGUCAGUAGCUUUAAAAUGUGGUGUGUUACAUGAUGUAGAAGUCCUCCGUCAAAGCUAUUUGUAUAACGCCUAUUUGGUAAAACUUGAUUCCGCCCACAGGCAAAAUUUUCAUUUCUUCGUUUCGAAUUACUAGUAUUCAUUCCUUAUUCUGUAAAUUCUGUAAAAGUUUGCAUAAAUGACUGACUUAGACUUGUUUCAAUCAUACAAUAUCCACAAUAUCUGUUAGUGUAACUUCCAUGUUUUGUUCAAGUCGCAUGACUACUCGGUGAUUCUGGGGCCGUCUAAAUUUCGUUCAACAUACAAAAUGUAUAUAGAUAUAUUUACGCUUCAAAUCCAAAAUAUAUAGAAUUUAUACAGAAAUUCAUGCAGGGACUUUGAAAAAAUGUCAUUUUAGUGUGAUUUGAGUAUUUAAGAUUAUUUUAAUAUUUUGUCAUUAAUUUGCCUGAGUAUUCCUUUUAUGUAUAUAAACUUUUAAAAUAUAUAUUCUCUAUAGCUAUAAGUUAAAUAUAUCUUAUAAAAUAGACUCAUAACAACAUCGUCGUUGGUUCAAAGUUUGCCCUGGCCCGGGUGUAAAAUCUGUUCUUGUUUUUCCUCUCUUGAACCCGAGUCUGAAAUUAGAAAUUUGGCAAAAGAGUUUCGGACAUAUUUUUUUUGUUAUACCCCCCGUCAUCCAUCCGUCUGUCCGCAAUUUGGUUUCCGGAGCAUAACUUAAGUUCCAUUUGGCCCACAAUAUUCAAACUUCAUAGGAUGAUUGUCCAUAUUAAGUAGAAGACCCCUAUUGAUUUUUGGGUCACAAGGUCAAAUAUCAAGGUCAAUAUUACCUUAAAACUGAAAACAGUUUCCGCUCAAUAACUUAAGUAUUAAUCAAUCUACAGCUGUAAAAUUUUAUAGGAUGAACAGCCAUGUCCAAAACGUUUUUUUCUCUCAAUAACUUAAGUAUUAAUCAACCUACAGCUGUUAAUUUUUAGGAUGGACAGCCAUGUCCAAUACAUGACCCCUAUUGAUUUUAAAGUCAAAGGUCAGGGUCACAAUUACCUUAACACUGAAAAUUAUGCUUCAUCCUUACUAAAAAACAACACUUUUUGGGCAUAUAAUGCUCCGCCUAGCGGUGCUCUUGUCCUUAUAUCUUUAAGGAAGCUUUAGAAUAAAUGAAAUUGUGUCUUCUUAGUUUAGAUUCAUAAUCAAUCGGCAGUUGUUAUCGAUAAUACGUUUGUGAAAUUAUAAAUUUCACUUGAAUAGUGCGCCAUUUAUUUUACAACACGAACCAAUAACGUCAAUUUCUUUAGGAAUCACUUUGUAAGCUAAAAUCAUUAGUUAGUAAUAUCAUAACAUAACCAAUUAUGGUAACAACUUUAUAACACGUAUGAUUACUUUUACCAGGUAUAUAUUGGAUAAAUUUUAACUGUUUGGUCUAUUGUUAUUGUAAAUAUAAUAUCUGUAUAUGUUUUCAUCUGUUACUUUUGUAUAACAUUUUAUUAUAGUUUUAUAACUUGAAGAUACAUUUUCAUAACCGAUCAACGUAUGGCUAGUCCUACACAUAGUAAAGCAUAUGUAAAAAAAACAGCAUGCGUUUUAUAGUCAUUAACUAUUACUAUUCAUUUGAUAAAGUAUCCCACAUUUAAUAUUUUGAAAAACGUUACAUAUGGUUAGUGCAGGUUAGUGCACUUAAAACUAUUCAAUUUAUUUUGGCUAACAAAACAAAUUUAUUUGAUAAAACCUAAAAUUAUCUAUCACUUAAGUAAUUGUUGGUAAUUAUCACUUAGACUUAGAGUCAAGAAGAUUAAAAAGCAUUUAGCAUUAGCACUAAAGAAAGUUAGUAUAGGGCAUUUACAAUCCAUAUAAAUAACAAACAUAUGUAAAAAAAAAAGUUUGAAAGAAACUGUGAAUCAAUUGUUAUGAAAUUGUAAAUUCGUCCAUUUUUGUAUAUAUAAUAAAGUGUAACUUUUAUGAAUUGUAAAUUUUUUUUCUUAACUUCUUAAAGCUACAUUAAAUAAAUAUGUAAAGAUAUUUUGCCUUCGGCCUAAAAACCAAGCAUUCUGCAGAUUCAUUAACCUUUUUAACAGUAUUGUUGUAAAUCUCAGCAAAUAAUUUUCAUAAAUAAGGAUUUUAAACGGAAAACCCCACGGUAACACUAAAGUUCGUAUACGAAUUUUAACAUGCAAAUGAAGAAUAUAUAAUCAGCUCGUGUAUGCGCUACGUCACAGUGUUAUAGCUGCUAUCCGGAACACAACAAAUAUGAGAUUUUCUUGUGCAAAUACAUUAUAACUGUUUAACUUCAUGGUGCACUAGGCUUGAGGUUCAGUAAAAUGUAAUCAUCUCAUAAAAAAGAUUAAAUUUGUAUGAAAUCAUCCGUUACAAUGCGGAAAUAUACCGUUAAAUUAGGACUGCUACUUAUAGUCAUGUUUGUUGGUUUAAUAUUGAUGUACGGAUGUUCUGAAGGCGGAGUUUAUCAUGCAAACAGAUAUUGUACUUCCGAUUUCGCCACAAUGAGGUUGUCCAUUUUUUAUGCUUAUAAAACUUAUUUUGGUUGUCUGGACACCAAAAUAAGAUCUGGAGUCGAUAUGAAACCCAAUUUAUUAAUGAAAUGUCGCUAUUUCUGUUUUUAUGAAAUUUAAAAUGUAACUUUAAGA
This is a messenger RNA of Ruditapes philippinarum (Manila clam), 6693 nucleotides long. Its product is annotated as short transient receptor potential channel 7-like. Gene Ontology annotation, biological process: regulation of cytosolic calcium ion concentration; calcium ion transmembrane transport; manganese ion transport. The transcript is spliced from 18 exons. Lineage: Eukaryota; Metazoa; Mollusca; Bivalvia; Venerida; Veneridae. The record is from RefSeq and is a predicted model, not a curated record. The coding region runs from base 510 to 3824 and encodes 1104 amino acids. Gene Ontology annotation, cellular component: cation channel complex; membrane. Gene Ontology annotation, molecular function: inositol 1,4,5 trisphosphate binding; store-operated calcium channel activity; protein binding.